This is a messenger RNA of Penicillium malachiteum, 594 nucleotides long. RefSeq names its product PRKRIP1 family protein. Gene Ontology annotation, biological process: negative regulation of protein kinase activity. The coding region runs from base 1 to 594 and encodes 197 amino acids. The record is from RefSeq and is a predicted model, not a curated record. The transcript has a single exon. NCBI's taxonomy places the organism in Eukaryota, Fungi, Ascomycota, Eurotiomycetes, Eurotiales, Aspergillaceae. Gene Ontology annotation, molecular function: double-stranded RNA binding; protein kinase binding; protein kinase inhibitor activity. Gene Ontology annotation, cellular component: nucleolus.
AUGUCUGAACCUGGCCCCGAUUCCCUUCCUACCAGCGCCGAUCCGCGCAGCAAACGGCCCACUAAGCGCCGCGCCAUUACACCACACUCCGAACAAGCAACGGAGAUCAAAACCCUGUUUAAAGACCCAUCGAAAGAGGUUCGCCUCCCAACUGCCGCGAAAGAUCGCACCGUCGCGUCGCUUUCCGCGCCACCGGAGAUUGUCACCAAUGUCCAGGGUUCAUCUGCUGGUGCUGGAUCUGGCGAGUUCCACGUCUACAAGGCCAGCCGACGACGCGAAUAUGAGCGAUUACGGAGUAUGCAGGCGGAGGUAGAUAAGGAGAAGAAUGAUGAAGAUUGGGAGAAAGAGCGGGAAGAGGCAAAGAAGAAGGAUGAUGCGAAGACGGAUAAGAAUCGACGGAGGAGAGAUAAGAAGAAGGCUGCGAGGGGAAAGCAGAAGAAUGGUGGUGGUGCGGAUAUGGAUGUUGAUGGUCCUGCGCCGGGCAUGAAGAAGAAUCCCAAUGUCCCUGGUGUGUCUCUUGGUGGCCAGACUGAUGGUGCUGGAGAACAGUAUGCAGAGGAGGCUCCUGGUGUGAUUAUCCACGACGAUGAUUGA